Linepithema humile (Argentine ant) is the source of this 1373-nucleotide messenger RNA. RefSeq names its product alpha-2-macroglobulin receptor-associated protein. Gene Ontology annotation, cellular component: endomembrane system; endoplasmic reticulum. NCBI's taxonomy places the organism in Eukaryota, Metazoa, Arthropoda, Insecta, Hymenoptera, Formicidae. Gene Ontology annotation, molecular function: receptor antagonist activity; low-density lipoprotein particle receptor binding; heparin binding. Gene Ontology annotation, biological process: regulation of receptor-mediated endocytosis. The record is from RefSeq and is a predicted model, not a curated record.
UUCCGUCCAGCUAAAAAUCGGGUGAUGGUAACGAUAAUUUUAUUUGUCCACUGAAAGACAUAUUGUCACAUGGUUGAUCAAUUUCGAAUAAAAUAUAAAAAUGGUACUUUUAAACGCACAAUUUAUACUGUUAAUAAACUUGGGUUUAUUGUCCAUACAUACUAGUGUAGGAGAAAAUAAAUACUCGGCCGAAGCGAACAAACCUAAACAUGUAGACUCUUCGCAAUUUCCAACUUCUCUCAGAGACUUGGAUAAACCAUUUAGAAUGGCCAAAUUAAAUAUACUUUGGGCUAAAGCGAAGAACCGUCUGACAGAUACUAAGCUGCAAUCAAUCUUCAGUGACCUGAAGAUUCAUGAUAAGGAGGAAAUCGCAUACAAGCAUUUCAAAUCUGAUGGAAAAGAUCCUGAUGGCUUAGAAGAAGCACGCCUGAGGAAGAAACUCAUUGGAAUAAUGAGCACAUAUGGUAUACUGGAACAUUUCGCUGAGACAGAAGAUCCAAAAUUACUUAAAAUUCACAAAGCACUGAAUGAUGGCAGCAAUUAUGCUGCAAAGGAUAUGUUUGAUGAUAAAAGAUUGAACAAAUUGUGGGCUAAAGCUGAAAUGGCUGGUUUUACUGAUGAAGAGCUUGAUGCUUUAAAGCAAGAAUUCCAACAUCAUCAAGACAAAGUGGAUGAAUACAAGAGCUUAUUGAAAGAACAGUCAGGAGAUGCAGAAAAAGCAGAAAAUGUCCUGCAUCUUAAACCAGAAAGCUGGAAUGUAUUAGAAGAAGAAGAGGAAUUAUCUAAUAAUAUACCAAAUCAGAAGUUAAACCACAUGGAAAAGGCAAAUUUACUUCGUGAAAAACAUUUGGAGAUAAGAAAUGGAUUUGAUCGCUUAGAUAGGCUUGCUGCAAAAGGACCAAAUCAUAGAGAGUUCACAGAACCUAAAGUACAAGGAUUAUGGAGAAUUGCAUUAGAAGCAAAAUUCUCUUCUGAAGAGCUAGCAUCCUUAAAGGAAGAACUACUGCACUAUGAAGGAAGAUUACUUAAACUGCGACAUCUGCACGCUGAAGGAGCUCUGGAAGCAGCCCAAAGAGGGCAACUCCACGAUUUAGAGAAUUCAACUGCAGAACAACAUAUAAAGAAACAUAUUAGAACCGUGCAGAAACUUCACACGGAUCUAGAAACCAAAAUCAUGCAGAAACAUACAGAAUUGUAAUUAAGAGAAUCGUUUGUCGCGCUAGUUCGAACGACUGAAUCUCUCAUGUUCGUGCAAAAUGUACACAUCUCCGGUGAACUGGCGAGCAUCAUAUAUCUGUGCAUGCGACUCGUUUCUUAUUGUAUCACGAUAUUUCAAUGAUAUUAUAUCACAUAUUAAAUCAAAACUGCCAAGA